Knipowitschia caucasica is the source of this 1452-nucleotide messenger RNA. The record is from the annotation of a GenBank genome assembly. NCBI's taxonomy places the organism in Eukaryota, Metazoa, Chordata, Actinopteri, Gobiiformes, Gobiidae.
AUGCAGACCAACAUGACAGAGGAAGCCCAAAAUGGACAUGGCAGCGACCCCAUGGACACCAUUUAUAAAGUGGAACAGAUCAACAAUGAGAUUCGUAAACUCUCUGUCAAUAAUGAAAUAAAGGACAAAUGGAAUGCCCCACCUAGAAGGGCGUCGAGCUCUGACAAAAGCGGCUCUACCAUCUUGUUCUCGCUUAAAAAUGAAGUUGGGGGACUUAUUAAGGCACUAAAAUUUUUCCAAGAUAAGCACGUGAACCUGGUGCAUAUAGAGUCUCGUAAAUCCAGAAGGAGGAAUUCGGAUUUUGAGAUUUUUGUCGACUGUGAUAGUGACCACGUUCAACUGAAAGAACUGACAAAACUUCUCAAAAGGCAUGCAGAAAUUGUGGACGUGUAUCCAUCCGAAUCUACUCUGACUGAAGAUGUGCCUGAAGGGCCCUGGUUUCCAAUAAAGAUCAGCGACUUGGAUCUCUGUGCAAAUAGGGUCCUGAUGUACGGCUCAGACUUGGACGCAGAUCACCCGGGUUUCAAAGACGUCAUAUACCGUAAAAGGAGGAAAUAUUUUGCUGAUUUAGCCAUGAACUACAAACAUGGGGAGCCUAUUCCGCACAUCGACUUCACAGACGAGGAGGUGCGCACCUGGGGAGUGGUGUUCAGCGCGCUCAAUAAGCUCUACCCCACUCACGCCUGCCAGGAGUAUCUGAAAAACCUGCCCCUGCUGACCAAACACUGCAACUACUCCGAGGACAACAUACCACAGCUGGAGGACGUCUCGCAAUUCCUCAAAGAGCAUUCGGGCUUCAUCAUUCGGCCUGUGGCGGGGUACCUCUCACCCAGAGACUUUCUGGCAGGUCUGGCCUUCAGAGUCUUCCACUGCACACAGUACAUCCGCCACAGCUCCGAGCCGCUCUACACCCCAGAGCCAGACACCUGCCAUGAGCUGCUGGGACACGUGCCUCUGCUGGCUGAGCCCAGCUUUGCUCAGUUCUCUCAGGAGAUCGGACUGGCUUCUCUGGGGGCCUGUGAUGACGCUGUGCAGAAACUGGCCACUUGCUACUUCUUCACUGUGGAAUUUGGUCUGUGUAAACAGAAUGGUGGGCUCAGGGCUUAUGGAGCUGGACUCCUCUCCUCGGGCAGUGAGCUUAAGCAUGCUUUGUCUGACCAGGCCAACAUCCUCCCGUUCGACCCCGCAGUGACCUGUAAUCAGGAGUGCAAGAUAACCACAUUCCAAGAUGUCUACUUUGUUUCAGAGAGCUUUGAGGAGGCAAAAGACAAAAUGAGGGAGUUUGCUAAGACCAUUCGCCGGCCCUUCUCACUGCGGUACAACCCGUAUACCCAGAGCGUGGAUGUGCUCAAAGACACAAGCAGCAUCAACAGCAUGGUGAAGGAUAUCCGGCACGAGCUGGAUAUUGUGGAGGACGCUUUGAACAGACUGAACAAGCAUCUGAGGGCGUGA